Messenger RNA from Schistosoma haematobium, 5082 nucleotides. It is a transcript of the gene RSBN1L, whose product is annotated as Lysine-specific demethylase rsbn1l. Gene Ontology annotation, cellular component: nucleus. Bases 91 to 1677 code for a protein of 528 amino acids. Lineage: Eukaryota; Metazoa; Platyhelminthes; Trematoda; Strigeidida; Schistosomatidae. The record is from RefSeq and is a predicted model, not a curated record. The transcript is spliced from 3 exons.
CGUCAUGACAAUAUUGGAUAGCACAUAUCAAUUUCAGUAUGCGGGCAGUUAAAGAUUACGCUAUCGGCGCGUAAAUUGUAGUAUGCUGAAAUGAAAACACAAAAGUUGGCGUCACAUCGGGAGUCUACUAACAAGUCGAAGGAAAGAAUAAAAAACAAAAAACGUCUCGCGACAGGAUUAGAUAAUGUCGCUAGUAGCAAUAGUACAUGUCAUGCAGUCGUAACUUCGUCCAAUCGCCACGACCCUUUGGCGCACAUCAUUCGUCUUUCAAGUAAUCUCAAAGUACCUCGUUCUCCAAAGCGCCAUUUAUGCGACAUGAUCCACGUUGAGCACUACGAAAAUGGUGGUGGUUAUGCUUUGCAUUCUUAUGCUGAUGAGUUAGCUCACCUUACGGCGGAUGAGUUGGCUUUGUUGGCUCGAAAAUAUUUCAAGAUAUUAUUUACCGAAAGACGAAAAAGAGGCAUCCGUGUUCCUUUUUCCCAUUACUGCAUAGGUGUUGUCCAUGGAGCUGCGAGAAGGAUGCCGGAACUGUUGUCAUAUUUGUCAUCUGCCUAUCCUAAUCUCAACGUCUCGACAAAUCCCCUAGAACAGAAAAACGCAACGGAAACUUUAUCUCUUUCACAGUAUGUAAAAAACGUUCAGAAAACUUACGCAAACGGCAUCUAUCGGUUUGGACCACUGCAUGCAUUGAGUAUUGUUGGUGUUAAAGGUGAGGAACGUGGUUUUUUUGACAAGAGUCUCAUUGAGAUGAUUGAAAAAGACCCAUUCCUAAAACUUGUAACACCAUGGGGUGUCUUAUCAAGUUUAAGUGGGAUGGACCCUCGAGAAAGUAAUGAUGGGCCUAUUCUGUGGUCUCGUCAUGGAGAACAAACUAUUCCUUUAUUUCCAACUACCAUGCGUGGCAGGAGACGUGUUAUCAAUGGUUGUAUUACAGACGUGGUUAUUGGUCGCCGCGCACUUGGUGGGCGUCAGAUAGCGGUUCAUGACAGGACUAAUUGCCAUGCUGACCACGCAGACGAUGGGCUGUCUCGUCAUACUACAGCAGCUGUAGGUUUACUAAAGGCGGUGUAUCCCCAUCGAUCUGGAGAGGAAUCAGAAUUGCCCUAUUCAUCUUCCUGUCCCCUUCAUUUCGAGGAUGCUAAUGGUGAUUUAAAUUCUAACACAAAUCCAUACGCAUACAAACUAAACCAACCUGCUAGAAUAGUCAAAGAUGUGGUUGUAUUUGAUCCACGUCAUUAUGUUGAUCUGAUUGAACGAUUACGCCUAGAUAUUAUGGAACCUCCCGCAAGCCAGUGUGGGUCAUUUUGGGCGGAUGAUGGUGAGCUUAAUCAGCUACAUUCCGAAGGCUUUCGUUAUGUUCGCCUGCCUCUUCGUGAUAAUGAUAUAUAUUUUAUCCCACGAAAUGUUAUACAUCAAUUCAAAUCUGUUUCAGCUGUAUCAAGUAUUGCAUGGCAUGUUCGUUUAAAAAAUUAUUACGACCAAUUACAACAUGAUGAUACAAGCGGGAUGUCUGAACAUAAUGAUUCUGAUCUAAAAAAUCUCGAUCAUGCCUAUCAGUCGUCUGAAUCCGUCAGGUCAACAUCUGAGUUAUCUGUCCCUAACGAUAUAAACACUAACAGUAACUUAAAGAAGUCACCUGAAAGUAUCCAUUCAUCAGCUAAUGAGUUAGCUAGUUGAAACCCACUCAUAAUUUCUUGUAUUUUGUUUUAAUUGUUGAUAUCUCAUUGUUUUUUUGUAAAAUAAGUCUAAUAUGGUUCGACUUUAUAUUCAUCGUUUGUUUUAUUCUUAAUGUUGCUGUUAAAUAGCUGUGUAUGCAUGUGUCACUUUUCACUGAACUCAUUUGCAAUAUAGUAUCAUCUUUACAUGCCAUUUAAUUCUAGUUGUUUCUCAUUACUGUGAUUCCAUAUCUGCUAGUUUAUUUCCUUUUCUACUUGGAUAAGUGUAUCCAGGCACCUAAAAUCCUUUUGUAAUAAUAUGAAAUUGUUAUUUAUUUCAUGAGUUCCAGUUUGUUUUGUUUGCCUUAUCAUGUUUAAUUUUUCUUAUUCUGAUCUUUGUUUCUCUCUUAUGUUCCUACUUUCUGUUUGUUUUAAAAUGUGAAGUAAUUUUACAAGUUUUCAUCACGAGUUUCAUAAGUUGAUGUAAAGUAAUCCAUUCCUAGCUUCUUUCUUUACUUCCUGUUUUCUUUUUCGGCAGGUAAUAGGUGUUAUUUUUAAACCAAAAGUUCAGGGCCUCGGUUUUGUGUUUUUUUUCGAUUGGGGUAAUUAGCGAAGUUACUUAUACUUCCUUCAAAAUUUAAUCCCACACAGUGCUUUGUUGGAAUAUGAGAAACUAAAGCUCAUCGUCAUGUUGACAUUAUUUCUUGCAUGACCAGGUUUUGUAAAAAAAAUAUAUGAUACUGUAGUUCUUAGCACUAAUCAAAGCUUACAAAUCAAAGGAUUCUGUGUAUUCGCUAAGAUAGGCAUUUUAAAGUGCAGUACUCGAGGGGUUGAAAGCUCUCUCGAACAGACCAUUUUUUCUCUUGAUAUCACGCGAGUUAUGAAACAUGAUCGCAUUCUAUCCUCAAUAUGGAUUAUAACGGCCGAAGCAUCACACUAAUCAUUUGUGAUCGAUCUGUGUAAGACAGCGCGUGUAUUAGUAAUAGGACUAGGUUUUAUUUAUUAUGUGUUUGACUUUCAAUUGCUCUAUUUUGUCGAAGCGAUACUAGAUGCUAUCAGUCACUAGCAAAUUUUUAAGCAUCUACUGAAUAUUAGCACUUUUGAAUAAAUUUUCAUCUUAAAGUGUAGUUAGAAGGCUGAUAUCAAGUGGAAGUUUUGUUUCAACCCGUUCUGGUGUAGCCUAUUUUGAUGGCCAGGAUAGGGAAUGGUGUUGUAAAAGUCCCUUUUGGAUACAAAGGUCCAGUUUGCAAAAAUCAGUUCCGAUACCUUCUGAAGCAUCUAAAUGCAGUUCGCAUAAAUCAUACCUUUUAUUUGAUGGGGGGUGUAUUUGUUCACAUUGUAGUUUUAAUUUAAAGGAGAGAUUUCUUUUUUGUCACACUUAUUUAAUUACAUUGAAUUUAUGAAUAAUCAUGCAUCUCAGUAAUCUACUGUGUUACAUGUUUUUUAUGUGAUUAUUAGAGAUAUCGGACGUAACAGGCUAAAAUAGAUGACUAAUUGCUUGUAAUGUCAGUACCCAAACUACAUCCACAGAUUUUAUUUAUUUUAGAUGAGAUAUAUAACCUAACUAAUCAGAUGUUAACGAAAACUAUGUUUGUAUAAACUAUUUAAGGAAUACAGAAAUGAGUUUACUGACUUUCAGUACAUUGACCACUGAUGAAUAAUGAUUUUUAAUGGUCAUACGUAUUACGAAUAAACAAGGACUGGUUCACUUUUGAUAGGUAGGCUCCACUUAUGAAUGUUAUGUAUAUAUAUGGAUGUCAGCACUUUUAUGAUGAGAUAGGGAUAAGGUUGCAAAACAACUAAUAAAUACGAGGAAAGAUAUUCAUUAUGCGAAACUAUCAGGAUGGCCAAAUUUCUUUUACGAAGUUGACAACUGUGUAUUGGAGUAUUGAUGAUUUACGAGUACUAGAGAAUACCGUCAGCUUCAUCCCCAUUGAACUGUAGUUUUAGUAAGGAGAUGAAGUAUCACGAAGAAUAAGCAGCCCUAGGUUGUUUAUACUGAGUUAAAAAUAAUGGUCAUGUUCUGAAAUACGACACUUAUAGACAUCACUUUCCAAAGAGUUGGUUACUUUAAUAAAUACGUAGAGGUUAUUUUUAGAUAAUAAGGUUAAGCACCAAAAUCCAGUGCACCUCUUGUAUAUCAUAUCCAAUUAUUUAAGUAAAAUAACUUCAUAAUCUAAUUUUAACUACGAACAAAUAUACUGACCUAUCGAAACCAAUAUUUUAUAUUUUUGUGUACAACCAGUCGGAUAUAUUUAAAAUAAACGGUACAAAUCGGUUCAUGAACGGUCCUAUUUUAAAAUGAAAUUAUUUUAUCAACUUCGAAAAUUACUCAAAACAGUUCCUUAGUUUUAAAAUGAAACUGUUUGAAAACCUAAGUAUUCAUUUUUCUAGAUGGACCGUAUUUUUAAAGUUCAGGAUGAUAAAGAACUAAUAAAUUUCCAUUCAACUGGUAAUCUUCAUGGUAAAACAUGGAUGAUUUAUGAGGCGACUGUUCAUGGAAGAAUGAUAGAUAAAUUAUGAGUAUACUUGUAAUUUAAACGAGUGAUCGGGUUAUUUGAAAGCUGGGAUCUAAGCUUAGUGUCAUUAUUUCUUCUUUAUAAAAGUGUUCAAUAAUAUAAACAAAAGUAGUUAAUAAUAUUCACAUAUUGCGAACAAAUGCACUUUUCAGUUUUUAUAUAUAGAAAUGUGGUUAUUAACACAAACAUAAGUUUAUGAAUAUAACAUCGUUAAGUAACUUUCUAUGAGUUAUGGUGCUAAAAUUUACAGUAAAAUCAAAAGUCAAUGAGAGUUAAGUUGUAUGGUGUAUCUUGAACAGAAAAAUAAUAAAUUAAAAUGCCAAAGAUAAGUAUUAAAAAGUAAAUGAAAGUCUAUUAUUUAAUAAUUCUAGAAUACCAAACAGAAAGUAGAUCAGUAUUCUUCUGAAGUCAUCCACUGGUUGCAUACAUGAAUUAAUAUGGAAUUGUGUGACAAAUUAUAUUGGAAUAACUAAAGGAAAUAUUUUCAUCACGUUUUCUGAACAUAUUACUCGAAAUCUGUACGUGAAGGGAGAAGAAAAUUCACAACCAUAAUUAAUAGAUACUGAACAACACAAAGGCCUUCAAACUAAUUCACAAAUAUAGAUCAGCUUAUUUAAUUUUUCUUUGUAAAAGCUGUUCCCAAUAACCGUUUCAGACUUGAAAAAUUAUUUUUUGUCUAGUUUCUAAAAUUGAAGGAUUUAAAAUGUUUACUUCUAAAUGUAUUUCUCCUAGUAACUAGGCUUUUUGUACCCUGCAAGAAACCUGAGAACAAAAUAAAUUCUGGAAAUCUUGACAUCCUUGUUUCUGUAAAAAUCAUUAUUGGAACCAAAUGUAUGAAAAAGUCAGAUCAGUUGGAACAACAUCUUUCGAUUGUGCUUUAACGGAAAAGGUAAACGUGGAGAGUAAUA